AUGUAAGACCGAAAAGGAAUAAAAAAGGAAAAAGGGUAGAAAAGAAAAAGAAAGGGGAACGGAAAACGGACAGAAAGCAAAUCGGCAGUUGCGGUUGCAAGGUCGCGCGUCGGCUUCUUCUUCUUCUCCUUCCUCCCGCGCUGAAUUGCCAUUUGCCAAAGACCAACAACAAAAGAAAAAACAAGUCGCUUUCUUUUCCUUUUCCUUUUUCUUAUUCUUCUUCUUCUUAUUAUGUCAUUCUCCUACCUAUCCAUCUCUGACAUUCCACCUCUGCUCUGCUGCAAUAAAAACUAGUUUGCCCCUUCUCUUCAUUUCAUUUUCUUCCCUUCAUAUUAUUCGGAGAAAAAUUGAUUACCCAUUUUCUUGGCCAUUGUAUUUUAGUUAAUUGACCUCUUCAAUUCAAUAUCCCUGCUGUGCUGUCUUCCCGCAUUCUUUUUAUCUUCUUCCUCGCGUCAGUCUUUUCUGUAUUUACAGACAAGAGGGAAACCCUCCUUUUCCCUUUCAUCAUCUUCUGUUUUAUCCAUCUCCAAACCCUCCUUGUUGUCUACCGUUUUUCUCCACCCUAAAAAAAGAAUGGAAAGCCUGCAACUUUUUGGUGCCUCUUUCGCAUGAGCUGACCAUCUCGUCAUCUCUCCUCUUGUUUAUCUGUCACCUAUUUUGGGGAUCUUAUUUCUUCUUCUUUCGUCCUUCUCCCAUGGCGGUUGCUGGUUCUUAAGGAAGGAGAGUGUGAUUUGAGAUGCCUGGAAUUGUGAUGGAAGGAGCUAAGGAAGAAGCUGAAGUAGUAGCCACUGAAAUGAAUGGAAACUUUGCUCCAGGCAAGGAAGCCCCAGUUUCAAACCAGUCUCCUACAAACAGUGGUGGUAGAUCCAGCCCUCACACCACAGGCAUAGUAGAUAGCACUGUCCAUGAAGAGGGUAAUAAUGCUGCACAUGAUAGUGUCAUUGAUGGUGCUCAUGAUGAAAGGGUAGUUGAUACCUCAAUUGAGCAGCUAUAUGAGAAUGUAUGUGAUAUGCAGAGCUCGGAUCAAUCACCUUCAAGGCGCAGCUUCGGAUCCGAUGGUGAUGAAUCCAGGAUUGAUUCGGAGUUGCGCCAUCUGGUAGGGGGCGAGAUGAAGGAGAUCGAGAUUAUGGAAGAAGAGGAGGAAGAAGAAGAGGUAAAUACUAAACUACCUGAGUUAGAUAACUCUUCACCUCAUAAGGAGACUUCAUCUGCUGAAGUCGAGAAGAAGUCUGUUUCAUCUAGCGAUUCCAAGAACCCUACUAGUAACUUGGCAUCCGAGUCACCAUUGAGCCCUAAGGAGAAACCUCUUCUAGAUAGACCACCGAUGGAAAAAAAGAGUGGGAAGAAGAAGAAAACAGUACCUGCUAUGGCUUUAAGGAAGAGGAAUAAGUCUGUAGGCGUCGCCAGCAAGGGACCUUCUGAGUCGGGUCAGGAUAAUAAUCCGGAUCUUGGGCGGUUUCUUCUGAAACAAGCAAGGGAUUUGGUCUCUUCGGGGGACAAUAGUAACUACAACCCCCAGAAGGCACUCGAUUUAGCACUUAGAUCCGUCAAAGCAUUCGAAGCCUGCACCAAUGGCAAAUCUAGCUUGGAAUUGGUCAUGUCGCUCCAUGUUGCAGCUGCAAUCUACUGCAGCACGGGACAGUACAACGAAGCUAUCCCACUUCUCGAGCAGUCCAUCGACAUUAUUCCAGCCAUCACAAAGGGCCACCAAGAAGAACACGCUCUCGCCAAGUUUGCCGGUUACAUGCAAUUGGGUGACACUUAUGCAAUGCUGGGCCAGCUGGAGAACUCCACAAAGUGUUAUUCCACCGGGCUCGACAUCCAGAAGCAAGUUUUGGGCGAGAAUGAUCCUCGAGUUGGGGAAACUUGCAGGUACUUAGCUGAGGCCCAUGUUCAGGCAUUGCAGUUUGACGAGGCGCAGAAGCUAUGUCAGCUGGCGCUCGACAUUCACCGGGAGAAUGGAGCUCCAGCUUCCCUUGAGGAAGCAGCUGAUCGAAGGCUGAUGGGACUGAUCUGUGAGACGAAAGGAGAUCAUGAGUCAGCUCUUGAGCAUCUUGUGUUGGCCAGCAUGGCAAUGGUGGCUAAUGGUCAGGAAGGGGAGGUGGCUGGGGUUGAUUGCAGCAUUGGCGAUGCUUACUUGUCGUUGACUCGAUAUGAUGAGGCAAUCUUUGCAUAUCAGAAGGCUCUCACUUCGUUGAAGACUAAGAAGGGAGAGAAUCAUCCUGCUGUUGGGUCGGUUUUCGUGAGAUUGGCUGAUUUGUAUAAUAAGACUGGGAAGCUGAAGGAAGCAAGAUCAUACUGCGAGAAUGCUUUACGUAUUUACGAGAAGCCUGCCCCAGGGAUCCCUCCCGAGGAGAUUGCGACCGGUUUGACCGACAUUUCUGCCAUUUAUGAGUCGAUGAACGAGCUCGAGCAGGCGAUCAAGCUGCUGGAGAAAGCAUUGAAGAUAUACAGUGAUGCUCCCGGCCAACAGAGCACGAUGGCUGGAAUUGAGGCUCAAAUGGGAGUGAUCUACUACAUGAUGGGGAGUUACUCGGAAUCAUAUGAUUCAUUUAAGAGUGCAGUUGCCAAAUUGAGGACUAGCGGAGAGAGGAAGUCUGCUUUCUUUGGGAUUGCCCUGAACCAGAUGGGUCUUGCUUGUGUUCAGCGGUUUGCUAUAAACGAAGCUGUAGAACUUUUCGAGGAAGCUAAGGAUGUUUUGGAACAUGAAUGUGGACCUGAGCAUCCCGACACUCUUGGUGUCUACAGCAAUCUUGCUGGCACCUAUGAUGCCAUGGGGAGGCUGGAAGACGCGAUCAAGAUCUUGGAGUACGUUGUGCAAGUGCGGGAGGAUAAGCUCGGGACAGCGAAUCCGGAUGUGGCUGAUGAGAAGAAGAGGUUGGGAGAGUUACUGAAGGAAGCAGGGAGAGUUCGGACCCGGAAAGCGAGGUCUCUGGAGAACCUUCUUGAUAACCAUGCUGCAAACACUUCUUCUCACAAUACAACAAAUAAAGAUGUGAUUACAGUAGUGUAAUGAUGGGUUGUCAUAUACAAAAAGAAAAGAUCUGCACACGAGAUUUCAAAAGCUAUAGGAUGUAAUAUGUAAGAAGGAAAAGUGAUUGAAAAGAAGUGAAGAAAUGGUUUGGAUUUUGGGAUCUGUUGUUUUUUUAAUGUCUCUUAUCUGGUUUUUCUACCCUUGAGCCAGAGAGAGGCAGGGGGAGUUCUGUUUGCAUGAUUGCUCCUUGUACCUCUUUCUUCUUUUGUUACUUAUCAAGGGUUGAUUCCUCUUUUGUAUAAGUUAAAUUGCUUGCUGUAUAAAUUAUUUGAUGUAAAUCUGGAUCUAAAGUUAAAGUGAUUGCAUGUACUCAUUUUGAUUCUUCAAUGAAGUAAAUUUUCUAUUGCCUAUUGCA
Molecule: messenger RNA, 3389 nt
Organism: Linum tenue
Lineage: Eukaryota; Viridiplantae; Streptophyta; Magnoliopsida; Malpighiales; Linaceae
Source: the annotation of a GenBank genome assembly